AAUUCAACUGUGUGUGCAUGUGUGUGGCAAAGACAAGAAAGCAAUGGGAUGAAUGCAGUCAUGUGUUUGAUGAAAGGAUGAAAGAAAAAAGUGCCGCUCCAUAAUUCUAACACCAAGUGAAAAUGGGAUAAAUAAACAGGGGGGGAAAUGUAAAAGUGUUUUUUGUGACGGCUGUUUGAAAAUACAGUUUGUCAAACGGCGGAUGCUUGGUAUGGCAUGUAUUGUGAGCCUUUCUUUUUCUUCCCUUUUUUAUUCAUCCGUCCCUUUUACCUGCACUACAUCUCUCUUGCCCACUUCCUCUCUCCUUUAUGACCCGUGUUGUGUCUUUUGCCAGCCUCCUUCCUGUCCUCCCUCCCUCUCCAUCCUCACCCUCACUCCUCACCCUGCUCUUUUCUUUCCCUCCUAUGCUCCCUUUUUUCUCUCCCUCCCUCCCUUUUACUCCUCAUCCACUGGAGUAGCUCAGUCGUACAGAUCACCGUGGUAACCUGGGAGAGAAAGUGGUUUGGUUCUUGGCUGUGUUGCAGCGAGAGGGUGGGAGCUAGAGACUGAGGGAGACACUGGGGCAACUGUUUGAGAGAGAGAGAGAGAGAGAGAGAGAGAGAGAGAGAGAGAGAGAGAGAGAGAGGAUGAGAGCAGCUUGUGUAGAGCAGGAUGCUAUCUGGUGGCUUGUGUGUGAGUUGUAAAGGAGCAGAGGGCAGCUCUCUGGGGUUUCAGUCCCUCCAGCUUUAGGCGGCUGAGUGUGUAACCUCAGAAGUAUCGUCAGAGCUUGGCUGGACUGUUGGCCCCUCCUUAUGGAGCAAUGGAGAGUGGAUCCAGCAAUGACAGACUCACAGACAAAGACAACAUGAACUCCGACUCUGCAAAUAAAGCUCACAACAAGAUUCCAUCAGAGAAGCUUCAGAGAGCGGGGAAGGUUCUCCGCAACGCCAUCCUGUCCAGAGCCCCACACAUGAUUCGCGACAGGAAGUACCACCUCAAGACAUACAGACAAUGCUGUGUAGGCACAGAGCUGGUGGACUGGUUGGUGCUGCAGAGUGCAUGUGUGCUCACACGCUCCCAUGCUGUUGGGAUGUGGCAGGUGCUACUUGAAGAAGGGGGGCUCAACCACGUGGACCAGGAGCUGGGCUUCCAGGAUAAGUACCUGUUCUACCGCUUUCUCGAUGACGAGGAAGAGGACACACCGAUGCCUAGUGAGGAGGAGAAGAGGGAAAGUGAAGAAGAGUUGCCAGAGACCAUUCUCUUCCUCGCUCAGAUUGGACCUGACGCAUUGCUGCGCAUGAUCCUAAGGAAAUCGCCCGGUCAGAGGACAGGGGAUGACCUGGAGAUCAUCUAUGAUGAGCUGCUUCACAUCAAAGCCUUAGCUCACCUCUCCAACACUGUGAAGAGGGAGCUGGCAAGUGUUGUGAUCUUUGAGUCCCAUGCAAAAGCUGGAACAGUGUUGUUCAACCAAGGAGAGGAGGGGACAUCAUGGUACAUCAUUCAGAAGGGUUCAGUCAAUGUGGUUAUCUAUGGCAAAGGUGUGGUGUGUACGCUCCACGAGGGUGAUGACUUUGGAAAGUUGGCCCUGGUUACAGAUUCACCUCGAGCCGCCUCCAUCGUCCUGAGGGAGGACAACUGCCACUUCCUGCGUGUCGAUAAGGAAGACUUCAACAGGAUACUCAGGGACGUGGAAGCCAACACUGUGCGCUUGAAAGAGCAUGAACAAGCUGUGCUGGUGUUAGAAAAAAGUCCUCGUGCCUCCACCCUGGGAAGCAUUAAGUACACUGUUAUUUCAGGAACGCCAGAGAAGAUUCUCGAGCAUUUCCUUGAGACCAUGAGGAUGGACAUACAUCACAGUGAACCAGACCCAGCGGUGGAUGAUUUCGUCCUCAUGCACUGUGUCUUCAUUCCAAACAGCCAGCUGUGCCCUCUCCUAAUGGCACACUACCAUGCUGCUGCCCCGCCUGGCUCUGAACAGGAGAGGUUGGAGUAUGCAAUCAACAGUAAGAGAAGAGUCCUCAUAAUAGCCCUGCGCUGGGCCAACACACACACAUACAUGCUUCAGGAGGAGCCUGCUGCCAUCUCUUUUCUUGAGGAGUUGUACGGAAGUGUAUCAAAUGAUUCUCGGAUUUUGAGAGCUUUGAAAGACCUGGUUCCCGACUUGGAGAAAGUCGUUAAAUUACAAUCGGAGGAAGCCAAAGCCACAAAAAAGAAAACCCUCAUACGACAGUUCAGCAACGGGGAGGAAAGACUGCAGAAGAAGCAGCCCAUUAGGAAUCAAGAUGACAUCCUACUGAAGGUGUACUGCAGCGAUCACACAUACUCUACGAUCCGGGUUUCCGUGGCAGCGACGGGAAAAGAAGUCAUCAGUGCCGUUGCCGACAAACUUGGCACCACUGAUGAGCUCUUGUUGGUUCACCUCAGCUCUGCUUCUGAAAAACUAAUCCUGAAGCCUAACGAUGCGUCUGUGUUUUCUACUCUGAGCAUCAACGGGCGAUUGUUUGCCUGUCCCAGAGACCAGCUCAACAAUAUAGCUCCUCUUCCAGACCAGGAUGGUCCCACUGCAGGCUCCAUGUCAACUUUUGAGCUGAUGAGCUCUAAGGACCUUGCAUACCAAAUGACUAUGUUUGACUGGGAGCUCUUCAGCUGUGUGCACGAGCAUGAGCUGCUCUACCACACGUUCGGCCGACAGAGCUUCAGGAGGACCACGGCCAACCUGGAUCUGUUUCUGCGGAGAUUCAACCAGGUCCAGCUGUGGGUGGUCACUGAGGUCUGCCUGUGCGGACAGCUCAGCAAGCGAGUCCAGCUGCUUAAGAAGUUCAUCAAGAUAGCUGCACACUGUCGGGAGUUUAAGAACAUGAAUUCAUUCUUUGCCAUCAUUAUGGGGAUGAGCAACCCUGCUGUGAGCAGACUGAGCCAGACGUGGGAGAAACUCCCCACCAAGUUCAAGAAGUUCUAUGCCGAGUUUGAAAGUAUGAUGGACCCAUCAAGAAACCACCGCUCUUAUCGACUCACAGUCACAAAACUGGAACCGCCCAUUAUUCCCUUCAUGCCCCUCCUUCUUAAAGAUAUGACAUUUACACAUGAGGGCAACAAGACCCUGAUUGACAAUAUGGUCAAUUUUGAGAAAAUGCGUAUUAUAGCCAACACAAUUCGGCAAGUGAGGCACUGUAGAAGCCAACCAUUCAAUCCGGACAUAUGCCAGCCUAACAAAAACCAAGCAGAUGUCAGGGGUUACGUUAGGAAGCUGUGCGUGAUCGACAACCAGAGGGCGCUGACUCAGCUCUCUUACAGGCUGGAGCCUCGACGGACAUGAGCACCAGAUCUUCCACCACCAUCGCCUUUUCUGUAACGUUAGCAUAAAAAAAACACACACAUUACCUGGAUUUAAUAACUAACACGGCUGGUUGUAAAGUAGCAAAUCACAACUGUCAAUGACUCUAGUACUAUCAUGGACCAUUACGGAUCAAGGACUUGUACUGUGCCAUUAAAAGCCUCUUCCUCCCGGACGGAAAGUGUUCAGCUGCUCUCUUGUCGCUGUGUCUCAGCCCCCCCCCCCCCAGACUUAGGGCUGUAACUGUACUAGUUGUUACUGUUUGGGACAUGUUAGAUAGAACUGUAGUGUAUAGAACUUGAAUCAAUAUCCUGCAUGACUGAACUUCAUAAGCUCCGUGUUCUAUACAGUGGAUUUCUAUCAGAGUGUCCUGUUAUGUUGUGCCACCUGAGAUGAGCCCUAGUUUACAAAACAUUACUGUACCUGCCUGUAAAUCAAACUGUACUCUCCUGAUGGUCUUAAUCAUAGAGGUGGGAAAAAACACAUAAACCAUAGUAGCCUAGACUCUUCAUAACUUCUUUGGAAUAUGCAGAUUAAUAUGAAAUCAGAAAAUACUUAUCCACUUUAUAAUCUACAUGAUUGUAUCCAAAACUGAAAAACAUCUUUAAGAUUGGAUGUCUCAGCUAAAUGUCAGUGUCCUUUAAUAUGAAGACACUUCAAAACUACUACAACAGGAGUAUUAGUUAAAUUGAAGUCCUAAUGGUAUUGCAAAAAGUGUUAAGAAAUGUGUCGCUGCAGGAUUGCGUUUUUACAUUGGAGUGCAACUCUUAAAGAAUAAGUCUAGUUGAUAAUGGUUCUUAGUAUGAUCUGCUCUGAGGUCAGUUUUGUUAUCAAAUUGUACUCCUUUCAUUGCAAGCACUGAUCUAGGAUGUGGGGUCUUAAAGCAAACUUCUACUCUGAGGGGAAAUCUUCUUGUCUCUAUCAGUGGUGAUCAGUCCGUGUGAUUUUAUUUUUAUAUCCGUGCGUGUAGAUUUUUGAGUGUGGUCUUGACAAGUGUCAUUGAAUUUCAUUUGAUCUCAGGAGCUGUUAAUGUGACUGUGUGUGGAGAACCGCUGUGAGGCUGGCUUUUCCUUAGAGCAGCCUGUAACUGUACUGUAUGUGUGGUCUGCCUUGUAAAUAAAAGAAGAUAAUUUAUCAGUG
Messenger RNA from Labrus mixtus (cuckoo wrasse), 4453 nucleotides. Its product is annotated as rap guanine nucleotide exchange factor 4-like. The transcript has 27 exons. The record is from RefSeq and is a predicted model, not a curated record. Gene Ontology annotation, cellular component: plasma membrane. Gene Ontology annotation, molecular function: guanyl-nucleotide exchange factor activity. NCBI's taxonomy places the organism in Eukaryota, Metazoa, Chordata, Actinopteri, Labriformes, Labridae. The coding region runs from base 800 to 3295 and encodes 831 amino acids. Gene Ontology annotation, biological process: positive regulation of GTPase activity; Ras protein signal transduction.